Molecule: messenger RNA, 1773 nt
Organism: Aedes albopictus (Asian tiger mosquito)
Lineage: Eukaryota; Metazoa; Arthropoda; Insecta; Diptera; Culicidae
Product: zinc finger protein 184
Exons: 5
Coding region: 183-1427 (414 amino acids)
Cellular component (GO): nucleus
Molecular function (GO): zinc ion binding
Source: RefSeq, a predicted model, not a curated record
UCCUGUUUUGAUUUUGAUUGUGACUUGGAGCCGCAGCAGUGUUGAUUUCCGCAAUAAAUUUACGAUAAAUCUGUCGCAAAAUCCGCUGGAAGAAGUAAUAAAUCUGCCCCUCGAUCAUCUGCAAGUUCUCUACAUUCAAAGGUUCGUUUUAUGAUACAAUCUCUGUUCCCGCAAUACCUCAGAUGGACCUGGAACCACAGCUAUGUCGUUUAUGUCUGAUUCCGGUGGACCCAGAUACAGUUGUUAUACUCAAUCAAGCCGUAGACUUGAUCGAUUCGAUCCUUCAGAUUACGACCGUUGAUGUGAUAGUAGACUCAUCGCGCCAGGUGUUCAUCUGCGACCAGUGCCAGAAUUCGCUUGACGUGUCCAUACAGUUCCGCACUAUGUGUUUGCAAAAUGAUGCGACAUUUAGAAAAAUGUAUGCCAAACAAUCGUUGCCGUUGGAUGGCACGAGAGACGAAUUCGAUCAUUUUGAAGCAGAAUUUAUUCCUUGUAAGGUUGAAGACACCUGUCAAAACAAUGAACCUCUCAACAACUUUGAACCAGAAGUUAGCUUAUCGGGUGAUAAUUUCCAGAAUGAUGGUCAGCAAUCUUCCUCGGAGGAAGAAGAUUUAAAAAAUGCGUUUGAUACAUUUGAGUCGAUGUUUGAAUUAAAAGAAGGCAGAAAAUCACCGCCUGUAAAAGAGAAAAAGAAAAGAUAUCGGAGAAAACCUAAAACCGAUUCAUCUAUUGAGCAUACAGACGGACAGCAUAGCGAGAAACCAUCUUCAAAUGAAGAAACUAAAAAACGCAGAAAACGCAUUAGACCAUACAAACCUAGUAGCAGCUCUGAACCACGUGUGAAGGUCCAAUGUCAGAUCUGUGGAGGUUUCUUCAGUCGUGAGCAUCUAUCCAAGCAUCUCCUAACACACAAUCCUGACAGUCGACCCAUGUAUGCAUGUGAGCUGUGUCCGAAAAAAUAUCCUCAUAAGAAAAAUUUGAAAGAACACGUAGAAAUCGUUCAUGAGAAUACGAAGGAGCAUGUUUGCCCCGUAUGCGGAAAGGGUUUUGCGCGAAAGAAAAGAAUGGAUGCUCACUGCAAAGCUAUUCAUACGGAAGUUAAAAGAUAUGCGUGCAGCGCUUGUGAUGAAAAGUUCCCCACUUCAGGCUAUCGUAACUAUCAUUAUAAAGUUCACCACACAAACCUUCGGCCGUACUCGUGUCAAUACUGUCACAUGACAUUUAAAAGAAGUAACGAUCUGACACUUCACACCCGGACCCACACGGGCGAGAAACCGUUCAAGUGUGAUCUGUGCGACAAGAGGUUUGCCAAGAGCUACAAUGUUGUGAUUCACAAAAAAUCGCACAAAAAUGCAGAAUUGAGGCGAAUAGCUGCUGAGCAGAAAGCGGAAAGUGCUGGGCCGAAUUUGAGCUUGGGACUUUUGUGAGUGUUCAGUGCUUUAGGUUUUUAAGAUAUUAUUUAUUACGGGUCACCAAGUUUAUGUUUCAAGUUCGGUGUCUUCGUUCUCGUAUGGUGAUUGACUAUUAGGCAUGGAGUUGAGUGUGAUUGUAGCACACCUGGCAAAAUUCACAUUUGAAUGUAUUGUCAGUAUGUAUUCAAAAAGUUUUCUAUAACAGUGAUUGUCUAUGGGGUAACGAUAAUCCAGUAAAAACGUGAUUAAAUUAUGUAGUUCGUAUUUACUUUAGUUUAAACCACGUUUUCACCGUUUCGGCAGGUAUCGAUGGUUUGUUUGGAGAUGGUUGACUAUAAAAUAUUUGAUACAUAAAUAAGCA